This is a messenger RNA of Sporothrix schenckii 1099-18, 1362 nucleotides long. RefSeq lists its product as uncharacterized. Gene Ontology annotation, cellular component: cytosol; nucleus; ubiquitin ligase complex. The transcript has 2 exons. Gene Ontology annotation, biological process: proteasome-mediated ubiquitin-dependent protein catabolic process; protein polyubiquitination; protein autoubiquitination. The coding region runs from base 1 to 1362 and encodes 453 amino acids. NCBI's taxonomy places the organism in Eukaryota, Fungi, Ascomycota, Sordariomycetes, Ophiostomatales, Ophiostomataceae. The record is from RefSeq and is a predicted model, not a curated record. Gene Ontology annotation, molecular function: cyclin binding; ubiquitin conjugating enzyme binding; ubiquitin protein ligase activity.
AUGCCCACAACCCCCAUAGCGGCCACACCGCCCAUCCAGCUGUACGCCGAACUGCUCGUCAACAUCCGCCAAGUGUCUGUUUCGGUGUCGUUUGCGGGACCAAUCGAGGCGCGGCAGACAACGGCCGAGGUGCUGCCGGAUGGCGUGACGUUGCGAGUGCGACGGCGUGGCAAAGACGAUGGAGACCAGCAAACUGCCGUGCUGACCCUGCCCGGCCGAGUGGCCGUGACGGCGGCCGGUGCACAGCUUCCCGUACCAGGCCCGGCGCUGGCGUCGGGGUACGUCGCGUGGCGGCUGCCUUUGCAGGGACCGACGACACAAAACGGGCAGACCGACGACACGGAUCUGGCGCCGUGGUCAGCACCCGACUUGUCGCUUGGGUCGUCUGUGCGCUGCCGUGGAUGUUCUGCCGAACUGGUCGCCGCCCACCGCAUCCAGGCGUGGAAAGACCUGCCGAGCGACAACUGGGCGGAGAUGAUGGAGUUUUGGCACUGUCACAAGCCGGAUGUGAAGGAAACGGAAACAGCAGGCGGGCCGGGUGCGGCUGCAAAGAAUGGCGUCGACACCGGCACUGGUCUUGCCAACCGUGGGUACGGGGCCAACAGCACCAUCUCGGCGGACGCGGGCGUGGGGUUUGUGGACCUGACGACGCUGCUCGUUUCCGAGGUCGACUGUCACGGAGUUUUGUUCUCCGAGUCCACCGUCGACAAGGCCUCGUCUCGUCUCGAGGUACUGUCCACCGUCCAGACCGCCGCCACAAACGCAGCAGCCACGACAGCCAACACGGUCGCCGCUCCACGCGGUCUCAGCGUCUUUUGUGCUGCGUGUCGUGCCCAGGUCGGCUACUUUACUCUACGGCAGCAGUCGAUACACCUCUUCAAGUGGCAGGUGCAGGUCGCUACGACUGGCCAGCAAGGGCAGCCCACGAUUGCCGACUGUGUAGCAGCAACGCUCGUGGCAACGAUCCAGCGGACGGGCUCGUCCAAGUCGCUGAUCUUGCCCAUCUACGAACUCGAGGGACGUGUUCUGGGAACAGAAGACAGAGAAAAUGUUCUCCAAGUCUGGGUGCUCAACGGCAGCAUUGUGUAUUCAUCGGGGAGGUCACGAAGCCCGUCCACCCCCACGCCAUCCCGCGCCGUCAAGCUGCUCUACAAGCACAUCCCCCGCGCCGAGGCGGAUACCAUUCUGGAAAGCCUGAAUUCGGACGUGCAAGAGAUCAACUUGCCGCGAGAGACGAUCGGGGCGGUGACCGAGUUGCUGGAGUCAAGCACACAGCUUCUACCAGCACGAGACCGAGAUUUUAAAGAAUGGAGGAUUGGUGUACUGGACCGUUGGGAUCCGAGGAGGCAAUCCAAUGGAUAG